AUGCUGCAGUGUGUUACCUUACCCACCCACACUGUGGUCAACAAGCCAGACAAAGAAGGCGUCUUCAUUUCGGUGGAGUUCGGCAUGACUACAGUCCUUCCACUAGCCAAAGUGAACAGUCUGGAACCCUCGGAUUAUCACUUGGGUAUUGCUUGCGCGACUGAUGGGAAAGACAGGAAACUCAUCAUUCUUGGGGUCGCAGGGGAAAAAAAUACCUCAAUCAUCAGGAAAACGGUGCUCCGAUUGUGGAAUCCCGUUGCUACUGCCCCUCCGCCGGGUUUGUAUAGCUGGUCCAGCGAAUAUUGGGUGUCGGACUCCGUCGUGAUCGACACCAGGUCAAUCGAGGGCACGGAUUUGAUGAGGGAAGCAGCACGGGCAGGACGAAGCGCCCCCAAGGCAUACGUGUGCAUUGGUCUUCCCGCAAUCACUUUCGGCCCCCUGUUCAAUACGCUGGUGUCAGCAUGCAACGUGAAUGCAGCCUGCUUCAAUCUCGCCAUAGGAUAUAUCUGGAUGGCGGCGGCCGUUGAUCCGACGAGGCUUGAGGUGGAAGCCGAGGACGGUUCUGGGUUCUUUGGCAAUUUUUUUCUGUCGAUGAUCAAUGAUGAGACUCAAGGGUCAUGGCUUGUGGAGGCAAAGCUCCGGUUCUGGCUCGAAAGCACAUCUCGGAUGAAGGCUUGCGUCCUUGCCGAGCUUGUGGAGAUGAGAGACAUCCGCACCACCUCAACUCACAGGGCCAUCGCGCGCUGGUGA
Molecule: messenger RNA, 750 nt
Organism: Penicillium verhagenii
Lineage: Eukaryota; Fungi; Ascomycota; Eurotiomycetes; Eurotiales; Aspergillaceae
Exons: 1
Coding region: 1-750 (249 amino acids)
Source: RefSeq, a predicted model, not a curated record